Molecule: messenger RNA, 2246 nt
Organism: Benincasa hispida (wax gourd)
Lineage: Eukaryota; Viridiplantae; Streptophyta; Magnoliopsida; Cucurbitales; Cucurbitaceae
Gene: NOA1
Product: P-loop containing nucleoside triphosphate hydrolases superfamily protein
Molecular function (GO): GTPase activity; GTP binding
Source: RefSeq, a predicted model, not a curated record
AACAAUACUCUCCCAUUUAUUUAGCACUCUCUAUCCCACGUGUCCAAGCCAAACCCACAGCCUCUAUCUCCGGCGAGGCCAAUCUGAGAGUUUACACCAAAGUUCAUCAAUGGCGGUCGCGCCCUUCUCCACCACUUUCUUCCCUUCACUUCCUUCUAUCUUUACCACUUCCUUCUCCACUUCUAAAUCCCUCAAAACUCCCUCAACUUCAUCCCGCACAGUCUCCCAAUUCUCACUCGAAACCUCCUACAAAAAACCUCCCACCGUCGACCCACCCGAAAUCGACGGCAUUGGCGCCGCCGCGCCCACCCGAGGCGACCGAUUCCUGGAACGCCAUCACUCUGUCGAAGCUGCCAAGUUUGUGCACAAAGAAAACAAAAAGAAUCGGAAAAGAAAGAAGGAUAAGGCUUUGAAGGUUUCUUUGGCGGUUGCUGCUUGUUAUGGCUGUGGUGCUCCGUUGCAGACUUUGGAAUUGGAUGCUCCGGGCUAUGUGGAACCGGAAACCUACGAAUUAAAAAAAAAGCAUCACCAACUUAGAAGAGUUAUCUGUGGGAGGUGCCGACUUUUGUCUCAUGGUCACAUGAUAACUGCUGUAGGUGGAAAUGGAGGUUAUUCUGGGGGAAAGCAAUUCAUCUCAGCUGAGGAGCUUCGAGAAAAGCUCUCUCACUUACGUUAUGAGAAGGCUUUGAUUGUGAAAUUGGUUGACAUAGUUGACUUCAAUGGCAGUUUUUUGGCACGCGUGCGUGAUCUUGCUGGUGCAAAUCCGAUAAUACUGGUGGUCACUAAGGUUGAUCUCCUUCCCAAGGGGACUGAUCUGAACUGUAUUGGGGAUUGGGUUGUGGAGGCUACUACCAAAAAGAAGCUUAGUGUUCUGAGUGUCCAUCUGACGAGCUCAAAGUCUUUGGUUGGUGUAGCUGGAGUUGUAGCAGAUAUUCAAAAGGAGAAAAAGGGGCGGGAUGUGUACAUUCUGGGCUCAGCUAAUGUUGGGAAGUCUGCUUUCAUCAAUGCUUUACUGAAGAAGAUGGCUGAAAGGGAUCCAGUUGCUGCAGCAGCUCAAAAGUACAGACCCAUACAAUCUGCUGUUCCUGGAACUACUUUAGGUCCAAUACAAAUUGAUGCUUUCUUAGGAGGAGGGAAAUUAUAUGACACGCCUGGAGUCCAUCUCCACCACAGGCUAGCUGCGGUUGUUCAUUCAGAAGAUCUUCCUGCCCUGGCUCCUCAAAGUCGGCUCAGGGGUCAAAAUUUCCAAGUUCAUCAACUUCUAACUGACAAUGAGAUGGGAAGCAAGGACUUAUCCAGUGGGUUGAAUGGGUUUUCUAUAUUUUGGGGAGGUCUCGUGAGAGUAGAUUUAUUGAAGGUUCAACCAGAAAUGUGUUUGACAUUUUAUGGUCCAAAAGGAUUGCAGAUCCGCGUGGUUCCUACUGAAAAAGCAGAUGAAUUUUAUGAGAAAGAACUUGGGAUUUCACUAACACCUCCAUCUGGAAAACAAAUAAGGGAUGAUUGGAGAGGACUCGAAACAGUGCGUCAAUUGAAGAUAAAUUUUCAAGACGAGCAAAGGCCUGCUUGUGAUGUGGCUAUAUCAGGCUUGGGAUGGAUCACUGUUGAACGAAAGAAAUCACUUCCAUAUAAUCCGCCUGAUUUAGAAUCAUCGGUCAAUAAGCUCGAGUUGGCUGUCCAUGUCCCUAAACCAGUAGAGAUUUUCGUUAGGCCUCCCAUGCCUGUUGGUAAAGCUGGAUCAGAAUGGUAUCAGUACCGUGAUUUGACAGAAGAGGAAGAGGAAGUAAGGCCAAGAUGGUAUUUUUAGGUACUAUCUCUACCUCUUUUCAUCUAUAUAUUUCAUGAUUAAUUGUAUAACUAGUCCGCUGGUUCUGCCGCCUGGCGAAUGAACUGUAGUUGCAAAGAAAAAGGACGAUAUAUAGGUUAAUUUACAAGCGUAUGAAUCUUAUUGAACUUUGAGGAAUCUGAAUUUGGCAUCUGAAUUCUCUGGAAUCUCUAGUAAUGGAGAUGCAGAUGCCAAAAUUCAAGGAUAAAAUGUAGAGAACACAUAAAUUUGCACAAAGAGUUGUGGGAAGAUAUGAUAGACACUAGACAGAAGGAUAGGAGAUGUACUAUUAUCGAUAUGGCUACCAAGUUUUCAAGCUAUGGCUGUUAAAAAAUUAGAACGAACUUGUAAACAGUAAAUCUUGAAAAUUUGGCCAACUUGAGCAUGGUUUCAAUUAUAUACUUCCAUCGUUUCAAAAGUUUCA